AGGCGGGAGCGGAGGCGACCGGAUAAUGGCUGCGACGACGCCCCGGGAGGCGCGCUGACGCCGCCCUCACUCCGGCGAGCGCACCAUGGCCCUGGCGCUGGAGGCCGCCGACAAUGUCACCGACCUGGAAUGCGAGAUGUGCGGGAGGCCGUCCGCCUGUGCCGUCGAUCCCAGCCUGUACGAGUUCAUCCUCGAGGGCGUGGUGAUGAACGUGGUGAACCUGCUCGGCAUCGUCUGCAACACCGUCUCCAUCUACAUCCUGUCGCGCAAGCAGAUGCGCGCCUCCAUCAACUGCUGCCUGAUCGGGCUGGCGACGUUCGACAUCCUGCUGCUCGUCUGCUCCAUCUUCGUGUGGGGCGUGCCGGCGCUGAGUCAGUACUCGCCACGACUACGCGCCCUCAGCGGCCGCCUCAUCCCGCACAUGACACCCUGGCUCUACCCGCUGGCCACCAUCGCGCACACGGGCAGCACGUACGUCACCGUCACCGUCACCGUCGAGCGCUACGUGGCCGUGUGCCACUCGCUGAAGGCGCGCUACAUCUGCACGUACGGCCGCGCCCGGCUCUACAUGAUCGUCAUCAGCGUGUGCGUCGUGCUCUACAACGUGCCCAAGUUCCUCGAGACGGAGGUGCAGCCGAUCGUGAACGUGCGUGAGAACAGGACGGUGGUGGGCUACAUCGCCUGCUCGACGCCGCUGCGCAGCGAGCGCGCCUACAUCGAGGUAUACAUCAUGUGGAUGUACUUGGUGGUAAUGUAUUGUAUUCCCUUUGGCACGCUAGUGGUGCUGAACAGCCUGAUCUACAAGAACGUGCGCAUCGCGAAUAAGAUGCGCCAGCUGCUGAGCCGGCGCCAGGAGAAGGAAAUCGGUCUGGCGACCAUGCUGUUCGCCAUCGUUUUGCUCUUCAUGGUCUGCAACAGCCUCUCCUUCGUCAUCAACAUCAUCGAGCUGCUCAACAACAGCGACAUGCAGAUCGUGGAGGAGGCUGGCAUGGAGCGCAUCGCCGAUUUCAGUAACCUUCUCAUCAACAUCAACUCCUCCUCUAACUUCAUCAUCUACUGCAUCUUCGGCCAGAAGUUCCGCCGCCUCUUCCUGCGGCUGUUCUGUCGCCGCCUGCUGCAGCGGCGCUGUGGUGGCGCCGACAACGCCGACGACGUCUCGGUGGCGGCCACCCCCGGCCUGAGCUGCGGAGUGCCGCUGAAACCCCUGGGACGCGCCGCUCGUGGCGCCGAAGAGCACCGACCGCUGGUGCCCGGACGUGGCGCGCGCCACUUGUCCGGCGGCCCGACCACGCUCAGCGUCAACCUGCCCACCAGCACCACGUCCGUGUCCGGGGUGUGA
This is a messenger RNA of Pollicipes pollicipes, 1339 nucleotides long. Its product is annotated as FMRFamide receptor. Lineage: Eukaryota; Metazoa; Arthropoda; Thecostraca; Pollicipedomorpha; Pollicipedidae. Gene Ontology annotation, cellular component: membrane. The record is from RefSeq and is a predicted model, not a curated record. Gene Ontology annotation, molecular function: G protein-coupled receptor activity. Gene Ontology annotation, biological process: G protein-coupled receptor signaling pathway.